CUCAAGAAACACCUGCAGAGAUCCACAGGGAAGAGAACUCACUGCUGCUCUGACUGUGGGAAGAGAUUUACCUUAUCAGGCAUUACAAUUCAUCAGAGAACACACACAGGAGAAAAACCUUAUAGCUGUGGUCAAUGUGGGAAGAGUUUUAGUCAAUCUGGAGAUCUGACAGUGCACCAGAGAAUACACACAGGAGAGAAACCUUAUAGCUGUGAUCAAUGUGGGAAGAGUUUUAGUCAAUCUGGAGAUCUGACAGUGCACCAGAGAAUACACACAGGAGAGAAACCUUAUAGCUGUGAUCAAUGUGGGAAGAGUUUUAGUCAAUCUGGAGAUCUGACAGUGCACCAGAGAAUACACACAGGAGAGAAACCUUAUAGCUGUGAUCAAUGUGGGAGGAGUUUUGUUCAAGCAAGCCAUCUGACAGUGCACCAGAGAAUACACACAGGAGAGAAACCUUAUAGCUGUGAUAAAUGUGGGAAGAGUUUUAGUCAAUCUGGAGAUCUGACAGUGCACCAGAGAAUACACACAGGAAAGAAACCCUUUAUUUGUGGUCAAUGUGGGAAGAGUUUUGUUCGAUCUGACCAGCUGACAUUACACCACAGAACACACACAGGAGAGAAACAUUUUAGCUGUGGUCAAUGUGGGAGAAGUUUUACUACAUUUAGCUAUCUGACAGUACACCAGAGAAAACACACAGGAGAGAAACCUUAUAGCUGUGAUCAAUGUGGGAGGAGUUUUACUUCAUCUAGCUAUCUGACAGUACACCAGAAAAAACACACAGGAGAGAAACCUUUUAGCUGUGGUCAAUGCGAGAGGAGUUUUACUACAUCUAGCUAUCUGACAGUACACCAGAGAAAACACACAGGAGAGAAACCUUAUAGCUGUGAUCAAUGUGGGAGGAGUUUUACUACAUCUAGCAAUCUGACAGUACACCAGAGAAAACACACAGGAGAGAAACCUUAUAGCUGUGAUCAAUGUGGGAAGAGAUUUGCUACAUCUGGCCACCUAACUCAACACCAGAGAAUACACACAGGAGGGAAACCUUAUAGCUGUGGUUAAUGUGGGAAGAGUUUUUCAGCAUCUAGCAAUCUGACUAUACACCAGAGAACACACACAGGAGAGAAAACUCAUAGCUGUGACCAGAGAUAAUCUUAAGGAGUUGUUUCAUGAUUUCAUGUCACAAUGUAGAAUGUUUUAACAUUGUAGUAGGAGUAUUUUAAUGAUUUCACAAUGUAGAAGCCUAAACGUUUGCCCCCUUAUGAAUUGAUUUCAACAUGGAUAUUAGCCUCGGGGAAAAUCCAGGCUCUGAAAUGGAAGAGUACUAUUUAUGUAAUUUAACAAAAAUGGACAAAGAAAAAAAGUUCAAAUCAAAUGUAUUUAUAUAGCCCUUCUUACAUCAGCUGAUAUCUCAAAGUGCUGUACAGAAACCCAGCCUAAAACCCCAAACAGCAAGCAAUGCAGGUGUAGAAGCACGGUGGCUAGGAAAAACACCAAAACCUAAGAAGAACCCUAUAGCGGAACCAGGCUAUGAGGGGUGGCCCGUCCUCUUCUGGCUGUGCCGGGUGCAGAUUAAAACAACAUGGCCAAGAUGUUCAGAUGUUCAUAAAUGACCAG
Messenger RNA from Oncorhynchus kisutch (coho salmon), 1614 nucleotides. RefSeq names its product zinc finger protein 2 homolog. The transcript has a single exon. Gene Ontology annotation, biological process: regulation of transcription by RNA polymerase II. The record is from RefSeq and is a predicted model, not a curated record. Gene Ontology annotation, molecular function: RNA polymerase II transcription regulatory region sequence-specific DNA binding; DNA-binding transcription factor activity, RNA polymerase II-specific. The annotation marks the transcript as partial. Lineage: Eukaryota; Metazoa; Chordata; Actinopteri; Salmoniformes; Salmonidae. Gene Ontology annotation, cellular component: nucleus.